GUUAAAACAAAUUAAACAACAAAAUAAAAAUUCUUAAUUUAAUUUAUCAAUUCAAAGUUAUAAAGAAAAGCAUCUUUUAAAGAAAAAAUUAUUAUAAACUACGCAGUUAUCCUGUGUUUACAUAAAAACAAAUUCGUAACUCGUAAACCAUAAAAAAAAAAACAAAAAUAAUUAUCAUAACAAAACGUUGGACCACCAAUCGAAAACGUCAUAACAAAAAACUUAUCGAAAAUACAAAGAAAACAACAACAAUUGACAGUAGUUUCCGACUCCAUCCGCUAAUUAUGGUUCUGGCUUAAGGGUUUCCCAUAAUUAUAGUUAAGAAACACUUGAAAUAUUUCUACUUAAACGUCAUUUUUAGAAGGUCUGAGAUGCUGUAAAAUUUGCUUAAAAUUUUAACAAUCUACAAAAUUUUGUGCCAAAAUUAUAAUAAAUUUAUUUUUAAAAAUACAAAGAUACAAAUUUAAUUUGCGAAAAUGCCGAUUUACUGCUGCGUUCAAAGUUGUAAAAGUAAUAAUCGCAACAAACAGACAAAUAAAAUAAAGUUUUUUAAGUUUCCUAAAAUUCGGAAAACAUUUCCCAAAAUGGAAGCUCUUUCAACAGAAAGGCAUAAUCGUUGGAUUAAAGCACUUAAUAUUAAACCUCAAAAUAUAAAUCAUGCACGCGUCUGUGAGAGGCAUUUCAUUUCUGGCCAACGUGCUCAUAUCAAAGAUGACUUAAAUCCAGACUGGGUUCCAAGCUUGCAUUUGGAUACCAGACAGGAUCCAUUACUUGCCAAGACAAGAUAUGAACGGAAAAAACCAAUGGAGGAAAAUAUAAUAACAAAAACACCAUUGCCAUCGCCAGAAAAAUUAAAGAUGUACUUUGAGACAGAAGUUGAAUCAGAAGAUGAAAUAGAAGAUGUACUAGUAGAUGAAACAGCAGUUGAAAUAGACGAUGGAACAAAAGGGAAAAGUGCUAAAAUUUCAGCAUCAACAGAUCCAGAUUGGGUUCCAAGCUUACAUAUGGGAGAAAAUAUUGACCCAUUGUCUGACACUAGAAGAUUAAAAAAACCUUUAUCAAAAAGAAGAGCAGAGACACAACAAAUAAGAGAAUGCCAACGCAAAGCUGUAAAUGCUGAAUUUAUUAAAAUUGAUGAUGAUAUUGAUAUGGAUACGGAUGACAAAUCUGAAGAAGAGUUCUUACAAGACUAUUUAGACGAGAUCAGGGCUUCACAAGAUGACAAAGAAACUGACGGUAACAAUGUUUCCCAAGAUGAUGACAAAUCACCUGAACAACGCAAAAAAAAGAAACUACAUAAGGUGGUCGUAAAUUGUUGUGUGCCCAUGUGUAAAAAUGCAAGAAGUAAAUAUAAAUCAAAAAUUAUGUUCUUUCGAUUUCCAAAAGCUGAGGAAAAUAAUGUCAAUGGCAAGAUAUAUAGAAACGAAAGACAAACUGCAUGGAUAAAUGCUAUCAAAAGGAUUGACAUCACACAUUUAAAUGCUUCAAAUAAAAUUAUUUGUUCUGAUCAUUUUAUUACAGGAGCUCCUGCAAAAGAUAAAUCUCAUCCUGAUUGGAUUCCCAGUCAAAAACUACCACUUACAUUAGCAAAAGCUGUAAAACAAAUAGAAACACCGGAUCCAUUAGAUGAACAAGAAAUGCAAAUGCAUACCAUCAAUACUGUGGAAGAAGAAUUAAAAUUAAACAUGGAUAUUAUAGCGUUGCAAAAAGAAAUCGAAGAGUUAAAAAAAGUAAACGCUGACUUAAAAAAGCAAGUCGAAACCAAGGAUAUUAUAAUUGCAGAUCAUGUUGAAGAAAUACGAAGGCUUGUUGAAACCCAAGUAUUGAAACUAAACAAUAAAGAUAAAAUCAUAGAACAAGUACAAGCUAAUCAUCGAAGAAUAACACUCUCCCGAGAUGGUUUCAAAAACGAUGAUAAGAAAGUUACUUAUAUGACUGGUCUGCCAAGUUUGGCCGUACUUGAUAUAAUUUAUGAUUACGUUAAAGACGAUUUAGUUAGUUCGAUGAUGAAGGGUGUAAAUAAAUUUGAUGCUUUAGUAAUGGUAUUGCUAAAGCUGCGAUUAGAUUUGCCAAUGUGUUAUUUAGGCUAUAGAUUUGGCAUUGCUGGCAACACAUGUGCACGUGUUUUUCAUAAGAAUUUAAAAGUUUUAUGCGAUAAAAUUGGUCCAUUCAUCCGAUGGCCUGAGAAAACACAACCAGAAUGUACUGCUGUUUACUUUAAAAAGGUUCUUGGUAAAAGAUUUACAGCUUUAAUUGAUUUUAUUGAAGAUCCAGGUCCUGAUGUAUCAGCGGGACAUUUGGUACAAAAUAACUACAAAAGAAAUAAAUACUUGGUUGCAAUAUCACCAGCAGGAGCUAUUGUAUUUGUAUCCAAAGGUUAUGACGUUAACAUGAGUUUAAAGGAAAUUGCAGAAAGUUGCGGAGUUCUUGAUUACACUGAUGACGGUGAUAUUAUACUUUCCGAUUAUGGAAAAGCUGCUCAUCAAGUUUUAUCUUAUAAUGGCUCCAAAGUAAUAGUGCCUACAAAUCAAGAAAAUGACUUGCUUGAUUCCCUACUCCAGAAUCCAAGUCACACAAAUACUGACGGACAAGUCGAACCCGAUAAUAGUCGUAUUUAUAUCCACCGAUCACUUUCAGUUCUCAAAAAUCGAUAUUUCGUUUUAACAAAUAAAUACAAUCAUGGCGUAGCCACCAAGUCUUAUAAAAUAAGUGAAGGAGAACAUUAUUUUGAUUAUGUUGUUAAAGUUUGUUGUGCUCUUACAAAUGUUUCUCCGGCAAUUAUUACUUUGGAAAAUAAAAAAAGUUAGCUCUAAGAAAGUUAAAUAAGCAAUUUUUAUUUUUAACCUUAUAAAAUACAAAAAUGUACAAAUGUAAUUAAUAUAAAUCUUUGAUUUGUUAUUAAUAGUUUUUAUACUUUUAUUUUAUCUUUAAAGCUGAUGCUUUAUGAGAACAAUAAAAUUCAUAGCAAUAUGAUAAAAUCAA
Messenger RNA from Episyrphus balteatus (marmalade hoverfly), 2982 nucleotides. RefSeq lists its product as uncharacterized. The transcript has 11 exons. Bases 477 to 2807 code for a protein of 776 amino acids. Lineage: Eukaryota; Metazoa; Arthropoda; Insecta; Diptera; Syrphidae. The record is from RefSeq and is a predicted model, not a curated record.